Molecule: messenger RNA, 849 nt
Organism: Pyricularia pennisetigena
Lineage: Eukaryota; Fungi; Ascomycota; Sordariomycetes; Magnaporthales; Pyriculariaceae
Exons: 2
Coding region: 1-849 (282 amino acids)
Biological process (GO): protein import into nucleus; spindle pole body duplication
Cellular component (GO): nuclear pore transmembrane ring; nuclear outer membrane
Source: RefSeq, a predicted model, not a curated record
AUGUCAUCCACCACCAUCUCCAAAGGCUUUUCCAGCCUGACGCCGGUCGGCACGCCCAAGAAGCAGACUCCGAGCCCGGCGGUCGAUAGCCCUGGCAACUGGACCCAUCCGCGCCUGGCCGAGAUCACCAAGCGCCAGAAGCGCACUACCUUCACCGACAAGAACGCCCGCAUAAUCGCGUAUAACGUCGCGGCGCUGGUUAUCGUCCACCUUUUCAAGACGAACGCGACGGUGCAAAAGUACGAACGGAGCUUUUCCGAAUCCACAAGAUCCCUGAUAUGGUGGGCCAAUCUCGGCCUGCAGCUCAUUCCGCUCAUCAACAUCCUCGUCGCCCUCCUCCCAGUCUUCCGCAAGAAGGACGACCUCUCGGACAUACCCCUGACGACGACGCAGCGCAAGCUCCUCGGCCUGCCGCCCUCAUCUGCACCCGCCACACCCGGCUCCGUCUUCAGCACACCUCCGCGCUACACGCGCACGCCUUCGCUCUCGGGCUCCGUCGGCAGCAGCAAGAGCAUCAGCGGCUCUCCACUCUCCGGAAGUCCGUCCGCCGCAGCCGCCGCCAACAACAAGAGGCUAAACGGCUCGACCUUUUCACCCGUCGGCGCCGGCAGUCCGCUCUUCCAAAAGAUGCACGGCAGAAGGUCGUCCCUGAGCGGCAGCGGUGGCAUCUCUUCUGGCGGGCUGCUGAGUCAGGGCGCCUCGAGUGGGUCGAGCUUGUUUGGACAGUCGACGGCCGCGGGAGCUGCCACCCCAAGCCCGUCGGGGAAACGUACGUCGGUCGGCCUCAACAGCAAAUUCCUGUACGAGAAAGGACGGAGGAGCUCAGGUGCUGCCGGCUGGCUGCAGUAA